Arxiozyma heterogenica is the source of this 2100-nucleotide messenger RNA. It is a transcript of the gene CLF1, whose product is annotated as Clf1p. Gene Ontology annotation, molecular function: protein binding. Lineage: Eukaryota; Fungi; Ascomycota; Saccharomycetes; Saccharomycetales; Saccharomycetaceae. Gene Ontology annotation, cellular component: U2-type catalytic step 2 spliceosome; precatalytic spliceosome; Prp19 complex. Gene Ontology annotation, biological process: mRNA splicing, via spliceosome; spliceosomal complex assembly. The record is from RefSeq and is a predicted model, not a curated record. The transcript has a single exon. Bases 1 to 2100 code for a protein of 699 amino acids.
AUGGACUCUCUUAUCGAGGAAAAGAAACCUCCCAUUACUGAUAUAGAGAUCUUAAAUGAAGCCUUUGCUCGUAAGAAACCUGUUAAAAUAUCUACAAAAGUUGACGUUAUAGAUUUAGAAGAGUUAAAGGACUAUCAAUUAAGGAAGAGAACAGAAUAUGAAUCAUAUUUGAAAAGAAAUCGGUUAGAUAUAGGUCAAUGGAUACGAUAUGCUCUCUUUGAAAUUGAACAACAUGAUAUGAGAAGAGCAAGGUCCAUCUUUGAAAGAGCUUUGCUCGUCGAUAUCUCACAUGUUCCGUUAUGGAUUAGAUAUAUUGACUGUGAAUUAAAAUACAGAUAUGUUAAUCAUGCUAGGAAUCUUUUGGAGAGAGCAGUGUCAACCCUGCCAAGAGUUGAUAAGUUAUGGUACAAAUAUUUAUUUGUAGAAGAAUCCUUAGAGAAUUGGAAUAUUGUUCGAUCUCUCUAUAAUAGAUGGGUCUCUUUAGAACCAAAUUUUAAUGCAUGGGAUUCUUAUAUUGAUUUUGAGAUCAGACAGAAUCAAAUGAAUAAUGUUAGAAAUAUAUAUUCAAGAUAUGUUAAUGUUUUUCCAGAGACUACGCAGGUUUGGUUUAAAUGGUUAAAAUUUGAAUCUAUAUACGGAUCUAAUAGUACAAUUCGGAAGGUUUAUUCAAUUGCAGUAGAUACUUUGAUAUCACAUGAGGAAACUCUAUCGAAUAUCCCAGAUUUUCAAGAGAAUUUAAUCGAGUUGAUCAUAUCGUUUGCUAAUUGGGAAGCAUCUAUACAAGAAACUGAGCGUGCUAAAGCAAUAUUUAGUCUUGCUAUCGAAAAAUGGCCUAAUAAUACAACUUUAAAUAAAUCAUACUUAGACUUGAAGAAAAGGUAUGGCGAUAGUCAAACGAUUGAUGAAGGUGUCUUAAUGAAAAGGAAAUCACACUACGAGAAAUUGUUGUCUGAAAGAAAAAAAGAUUAUGAUACAUGGUGGAUAUAUUUAGAUUUUAUUGAAGAAAAUUUCCCUUCUCAGAUGUUAGUUAGUUUAGAAAAAGCUACAGAUCUGAAUAAUAAACCUCCAUUAAAUCUAACCCAGAGCAAAGUUAACAUUUCGUGGCAAAGAUAUCUGUAUUUAUGGAUAAGGCGUUUAAUUUAUAUUGAAUUAAAAUCAAAUGAUAUUAGUCGAUGCCGAGAAUUGUAUAGUAAAGUUAUUGAAGAGAUUAUAAUACCAUCAAAAUUGAGUUAUAAUAAAAUUUGGUUAAUGUUCGCACAAUUUGAAAUUAGGCAGGAGAAUAUAGAUUUAGCAAGAAAAAUACUUGGACGAUGUAUUGGCAUAUCACCAAAUGAGGAAUUAUUUCAAGAAUAUAUAAACAUUGAAAUUAAACUAAAAGAGUUUGAUAGAGUGAGAAAAUUGUAUGAAAAAUUUAUUGAAUUUAAUCCAAUGGAUAUGUCCACUUGGUUUGCAUAUAUUCAAUUGGAAGAGAAUUUGGGUGAUGAAGAUAGGGUUAGAGGUAUAUUUAGAAUUAUGUUGAAUAACGAAGUAAUGAAUUUAGGACUAGGUGUUAGGAAAAUAAUUAUGGAAAAAUUUAUAACAUUUGAAACAGAUGUGGAAGAAUAUAACAAUGGUAAAUCUCUUUAUAGAGAAUUUUUAGAAAUUACUAAUUAUUCUCUAGAAACAUGGAUAUCAUAUGCAAUGUAUGUAUGUUCGGUACCAACAGACGACCAGUUAAUCGCUAUGUCAGAGGCAAAUCAGGAUUUAGAUGAGGAUAAUGAAAUAAUGUUUGAACCAGAUGAAGUUAAUUUUGAUAAAGGUAGAGAGGUCUAUGAGGAAGCCUUGAUGUAUUUUAAAAAUAAGAAUGAUUCCAAAAAUAGAUUUGAGUUGUUAAAGGCUUUACAAGAAUUUGAAAAGAGAUUUGGUACUGAUGAGACACAAGACAGGGUUUCUAAAAGGCUGCCUAAAUUAGAAAGAAAACGAUUUUUACAAAAUGGGGUUGAGUUGGAGAAGAUCAAUUAUAUAUUUCCUGAGGAUAAUGAAUUAUCAGUUGAGUCAGAAAAUAAUUCUUCUAAAUUCUUAGCUUUGGUUAAGAAAUGGAAACAAGACCAAAACAAAUAA